This is a messenger RNA of Notothenia coriiceps (black rockcod), 3878 nucleotides long. RefSeq names its product matrix metalloproteinase-16-like. Bases 1 to 705 code for a protein of 234 amino acids. NCBI's taxonomy places the organism in Eukaryota, Metazoa, Chordata, Actinopteri, Perciformes, Nototheniidae. Gene Ontology annotation, biological process: collagen catabolic process; extracellular matrix organization. The transcript is spliced from 5 exons. The record is from RefSeq and is a predicted model, not a curated record. Gene Ontology annotation, molecular function: metalloendopeptidase activity.
AUGGAAUUAAUCUCUCUGUUUGGCGCUCUAGGAAACCGUUUCUGGGUCUUCAAGGACACGACUCUCCAGCCUUCGUACCCUCAGGACAUCUCGCUGUUCGGGAGCGGCAUGCCCACUCAGAGCAUCGAGACAGCCGUCUGGUGGGAGGACGUCGCCAAGACCUACUUCUUCAAAGGAGACAGGUACUGGAGGUACAAUGAGGACAUGAGGACCAUGGAUCCAGGUUAUCCCAAACCCAUCACCAUCUGGAAGGGCAUUCCCGACUCUCCACAGGGGGCCUUUGUGGAUAGGGCCAAUGAUUCUGUUGAGAGACAUCAGAAUAAGAAUCAGCUUAAUUGGCCAGGUUUUACCUACUUUUACAAGGGCAAGGACUACUGGAAGUUCAACAACCAGCUGCUCCGCGUGGAGCCCGGCUACCCGAGGUCCAUCCUGAGGGACUUUAUGGGCUGCGACGGGCUACCUGCAGACCCCGACUGGGACUGGAACCCCCCGGUGGCCGAGGAGCGCCACUACGACAACGGUGACGUGGACGUUGUCAUCAAAUUGGACAGCGCUGGGGGCACGGAGAAAGCCGUGGCCAUCGCCAUCCCCUGUGUCCUGGCGCUGUGCAUGAUGGUCCUCCUCUACACCGUUUUCCAGUUCAGGAGGAAGAGCACACAGCGCCACAUACUGUACUGCAAGCGCUCCAUGCAGGAGUGGGUCUGAGGGGCUGUUAUCACUCUGUAUAGAGAGGGGGUGUGAAGCUCUGAUAGAGGUCUAGCUAUUACUUGAAGCCCUAAGUACAGUAAUUGGAAGCACUGUAAAGGGUACAGUUCUUAAGGAUUGCCAUGUUGGCAGAUUUGAAAGCAGCUUGAACUCAUAACAAGCUGCAAGGAAGCGAAGCGAUCAGCAGAACUCAACUGAAGACAUUAAAGGAGCCACAUCUCCUGUUUCCAACUAAUAUGUAUGUAUCUGCUUUGACUUUUUUUCUGUAUCUUGGAAUGAACUAAAUUAAGUGAGACAGAGUUAAGCUACUGUAAGUGGGACCUUUGUCUAUCCUCGUCUCUGCACGUCGCUUAAAAAGCCCCUAGCACUAACUUCAGUGGACAAAUUAGAAAUAGGCUUUACUUUCAAUUCUUAAUUAAAGCGCUCUGAGCUGUGCUUUUUUUCUUUCAUUUAGUGUCCCCAUAAAAGAUUAUUCAUUGUGUGGAGGACUGAUACACAAACCAAAUAUGACCUUUUCUUCCAAAGAGGAUUACUGCUCAAUUUUGUUUUUGAUGGGAUGUUUUUUCCUCCAUUGAUCGAACAUUGUUGCAUCAUACUCCGAUUUUCUUUUAGCCAUCGGCAUUCACAUCCACUCGUCUGCUCUGUAAUCUGUGUCGAUGGGAAGCAGCAGUUAGUAAGAGCUUGGAACUCAAGACUGUUGUGGCAGUGUAUCUCCAAAAUGGGGGCCAAAAACCUCUCUGCAAUAUUUAUGAGACUGCCUUAAUCACAGAAUGCUUAAACUCCCUUCCCUUUCUCUCUGUUUCUCUGGUGUGGAAGCUGAAUAAUAAGUGACACAGUAGGAACACAAACAGUGCAUUCAUUGCUGCCCAUAAUGCAACUGCAAAACUAGAAGUAUAGGACAGUUUCAAUCCACACCCGGGUUCAUUACUCUUGAAAAUGUGCUAAGCAGUGCUAAAUACCUGAUGGCUAGCAGGCCAUCAGCUUUCAUUUACUGCUCCACCUGAGGGUAUGAGAGAGAAAGUGAAGGCUAGUUGUGUGUGUGUGAAACAGACAGUAAUUACCCACACUAUAAAUGUAAUGUAGUGUCAGUUAUCGAACAGUUACCAUCCUGCUUCCCUUUUUCCUGGCAAGUUUGGACGCUAAUACUCCAUACGGUGUCAGGCCAUGCAUUUUAAACAGCUUUCUUUUUCAACUUUUGUACAAGGUUUACAUUAUAUUUCACAGAGCACGCAGAGAGUUAGUGGAAGAAAGAGAACGUAUACACACAGUACGUUUCAUUAAUCACUGCAUAUGGUCAGUGCUUUUGCCCAGAUUGCUCCAUCUUCUCACUAAGUUAUUGCGAAUAGUUUCUGUGAAAAUGCAAAGUAAACAAAACAUUAAGAAGGAAACACACAUCUAAAACAAUAACAGGAUAUAAUCUGCAUAAAUAAAGACACUUAGGCAAAUUAUUGUCUGCAUUUUCGAGUUCAAUAAUAGAAUCAGGUUGUUCAAUGCACUGUAAACACAUUUACUAUUAUAACUAUUAACAACUUACUAAUAAAUGCUUAUAGAACUACUCUAACAUUGGAAUUAACAAAAACAGAACUAGCAAAACUAAGUCUGAUGACAAAUAUGUUACAUAUAUAUCGUGAUCUAUGAAUAUGCCUUUAGAUGACAUAUGUUUCAAACUGUUUAAUCAGCUGAUUAUGAGAACCAAUAAUAUAACAUUAAAAAGCAGACUCUCUUUCACGUGAGUUGGAGCAAAGGAUUUUUCCCCAUCCCCAUGUAUUGUAUGAUGAAUGCAAUACACAGCCUGGAUCCUAAUGAAAUACAUUGUCCUGCAAUUGCCUUUGAUUGUUGCCAUACAUGUAACAAUGUGGUUGUGUGGUGUAGCGUUUCUCAGAGUUCGCCGGAUGUCAGUGAGCAUUCAUGAUGUGAUUUUGUUUUCCUAUAAAUAUUCGUGCUUUGUUACUCUUUUACUUGAAAUGGUCAUCAACAUCAACUGUACAGGAUAUCCGACAUAAUCUUUAAUAUCAAGGCAAAGCUAUUUUAAUGCCAUAUCUCAGAAGAAAUUAAGAGAUUUUAACAUGUCUAUAAUCAAUGAAUUAUCUAAAGAAGGGUUAAGGGGUUGGAUCUUGAUUGAUGGGUUGAACCUUUAUUAGAUGUGGUUUUAUCUUGUCAUCGUUGGUAAGGGAUAAAAACUUUAAAACCUAUGGGCAAUGCAUGCCGUUGUAAAACUAAGAUGUCAUUCUUUCAUGGAUCAUUCAGACACUCUUCUUCUGUUCAGUCUCUCCCAUUGUGACUGAGCAGCACUGCAGGUUUCUGUUGGAUGCGUUGACACAUCCAAACUGUCAUCUUUUAUAAAAAACUAAAUGUGAAAUUACUAGCUUCCAACCGGUCCUCCCUGUUCCAAUCUUCAGUCGAUUGUCAAACUGAUGAAAGAAAAUGUACGCAGGCAGGAACAUCUUUCCUAAAGCAGUGCUGAAUUGCAGCACGAAUCACACCAUGUUGAUCUACGACCCACUGUAAUUUAAGGCGGAAGAAAAACCCUCGGCUCAGUGUUGUGUGUGAUGUCUUAUCAGUUUUGUGUGUUUGUGGUGAGGCUCUGAUGGCUCCAGCGAGAGUGAAUUAAAGAUGGCCACUGAUGCGAGUCGGUACUGUAUUUAUUGCCGUAUUUAUUCCUCUGUGCUCAGCACCACAGAUCUUGCAUUGCAUUGUACUGAGGACAAGAAGUGGGUUUGAAAUGACACGUUUUUUUUCUACCACUCCCAUGUAAUUGUCCACCUUCUGUUACUGCCUAAGCAACAAAUGAUCUGCAGCGUAGGUUUUUUCCAAUCUUUGAAAGGUAAAUCACAAACUUGAAAAGGUUACAUAUACGAAAUGCUCUUUUUAACACCUGAAUCACUUGAAUAACUUGACAUUUUAGAUGUGAAUUAAGUGCAAGGUGGAAGUGUCAAUGCUCUGACCUGUCCCUGUUUAUCUUCAGACUCCUCCAAGGUUUUUUUUUGUCUGCCUUGACACACUGCAUAGCAUUCAACUAAUUUAAAGUGUUAAAGGAAGUAGAUGAGACUGAUUAGACAGCAGUCGAUACAUCAGAGAGACAAGGGUACGGACGAGACAGGGGACAUUUUGCAAUCAUUUGCCGUCACAAUCUUGUAUACAUGAAGUAUAUAUAUCCGCAAGGCAUAGUGUAU